This is a messenger RNA of Mesorhabditis spiculigera, 561 nucleotides long. The record is from the annotation of a GenBank genome assembly. NCBI's taxonomy places the organism in Eukaryota, Metazoa, Nematoda, Chromadorea, Rhabditida, Rhabditidae.
AUGAAAAGCUAUUUGGAUCUUAAGAUCCUGGACCAAACAAGUGUUGAAGACGAUUUGAAAAUGGAAAAGAAGGUGGAGAAAGGAACAACUCGACAACGACCACUUUUCGAAGGGCAUGGAAUUGCCUGCACCAAUUUCUUCCUUGAAAUCGCCUGCCAACAUUUUGUGCCCGUAUGCACCCUAUCCGAUCAGUCUCCCGUUCAUAGUAAAAACCUGGAAUUUUCUGAUUGGAGCCCAUUUCCAAAGGAUAAACCUCGUUUCAAGGGUCGUCCAAACUAUGAAAUUUAUAAAAUCUAUCAAAGACUACAUGGAGUUCUCAUCCAUUUGCAAAGUAAUUCACACUCUAUCAAUGAUUUAAAUAUGGAGAGAUUAUUCAAGGAUUUCACGAAAGGCGACUUUGGAUUUUGGCGCAUUUUUGACGGCAAUUGGCGCAAAUUCCCGGGCUACUAUUUGCACAUGACGUCGAAAAAGCAUGAGGAAAACGAGCUGGAAAAAGAUGGAAACGCACCCGUGGCCCUACCGCUUGACAUCAAUUCGGACGAUCUACUAUAUAUAAAUUUC